CGGGCCGCCGGGGAGGAGGAGGAGGAAGGCCGCGCCUGGCGUAAAGCGGUACGGCAGAAUGGCGCCGCUCCUGCCGCGCGUGCGUCGGGUGAAAGGUUGAGCGUCAGGAGGGGGCGGGGCCUGCUCACGCACGCUGGCGCGGUUGGUCGGAGCGGCCUGAGGCCCAUGUGGAGCGGGAGCGGCAGUAGCAGUUGAACCGCCGCCGGAUCCGGAUCGCGGGGCUCUGGGCAGCCAUGAAGGGUAGCCGGAUCGAGCUGGGUGACGUGACGCCACACAACAUUAAGCAGCUGAAGCGGUUAAACCAGGUCAUCUUUCCCGUCAGCUACAACGACAAGUUCUACAAGGAUGUGCUAGAAGUCGGCGAGCUCGCCAAACUGGCCUAUUUCAAUGACAUCGCAGUGGGUGCCGUGUGCUGUAGAGUGGAUCACUCUCAGAAUCAGAAGAGGCUGUACAUCAUGACGCUUGGAUGCCUGGCCCCUUACCGAAGGCUGGGAAUAGGAACUAAAAUGUUGAAUCAUGUGUUAAACAUCUGUGAAAAAGAUGGCACAUUUGACAAUAUCUAUCUACAUGUCCAGAUUAGCAACGAGUCCGCCAUUGACUUCUACAGAAAGUUUGGCUUUGAGAUCAUCGAGACGAAGAAGAAUUACUACAAGAGGAUAGAACCAGCAGACGCCCACGUGCUGCAGAAAAACCUCAAGGUCCCCUGCCUUGGCCAGAACACAGACGUGCAAAAGGCCGACAACUGAACAAAAAACCCCCCCAGUGAACACUUUUGUGCACUUGCUUGUCACCAAAUAAGGAAAGAGAGGCCUGCUCUCCCCUCCCCUCCCCUCCCCCCUAAUGUGUGUUGUAUCCUCUCCAACAAAUUAGUAACUUUCCGAGGAUUGUCCAAUUGUGUGUUUGGGUUUUACAGCUCUACUAUUUUGCAUUCUUUUUUGGGGGGUGGGGAAGUGUGCAUUUCUGGUUGUGGGGCGGGGAGGGGGCCUUCAGUCGGUCUUCCAGAAGUCGGGGGGGGGUCUUCAGUGCGUGUGACCCUCCCCAUUGGCGGGCAAAGUUUAAGCAAUACCUUGCAUCCCGACUCCUAAUAACCACGCGUCCUCUUUUUUUUUUAAAAUAAAAAUAAAAAUCUGGAGGCUGUUGCCCUCUGAAAUUCUGAAUGUUGCUUAGCAGUCCUCCGGCCCCCUUUGCCUCUCUGCGAAUCACUCUCUUAGCUGAUCCCCAGUGUUUUUGAGUUGCCGCUUUCUCCAUUGUAUGCUGAGAGGGGCAGCAAACAGCUAAGGAGUUUCAUCUUGCUGAGUGUCUGAUCCCUUUUUGGGGGGCAGUGUUCCUCGGACUCUUGUGGGUGAGAAUGCCAGGUGGGCAGUACCAUCUCCCACUUUUCUCCUGCUCAUUAUUGGUGUUGCAGUGGCAAAAGGAAGAAAAAAAUCUUGGCGAUUCGGGCAUCGGUGGAGGAGCUGGGCGAUUUUAAGACUGGCGACGAAGAUCAACGCGUGACCCUUCUCGCAAAAACUUUGCCUUGGAAACGGUUCUGCUGGUUUGGACUCUGCUUGCUUGCUGAGAUUAUACUCUUAAAAUAGAGGAUGGUUAAAACUGCUUUUUCUCCCCCUGCUCUACUGAAGGCUCGGCCCACCCCUCUCAACACCUUCAAGGGGACGCUUAUAUAAGACGCCAGUCAGGAGUGGCUUGUUGGGAGAACGUUGUAAGGAUUCAAGGUUUUCCUCCUCAUAUUGUAAUGUAAGACCUGUAGUCUACUUUACUGAGCUCUCGCUUUGUAUUGUGUUUAUGCUUUUGUUUGCGAUUUUCAUUUCGAGCUUAUAGUGAUCAGUACGACCAUCGCCAGCUUAAUCUUACGACUUUUCUCCUCGUCGGGGGGGAAAUGUACUGAAAAAACAAAAACAAAUCUGCCCCGUCACCCAAAUCAAUAUUAAACUGUAUUACUUUCCUGUUUUUGAA
Messenger RNA from Gekko japonicus, 1953 nucleotides. RefSeq names its product N(alpha)-acetyltransferase 50, NatE catalytic subunit (gene NAA50). Lineage: Eukaryota; Metazoa; Chordata; Lepidosauria; Squamata; Gekkonidae. Gene Ontology annotation, biological process: mitotic sister chromatid cohesion. The transcript is spliced from 5 exons. Gene Ontology annotation, cellular component: NatA complex. Gene Ontology annotation, molecular function: acyltransferase activity, transferring groups other than amino-acyl groups. Bases 234 to 746 code for a protein of 170 amino acids. The record is from RefSeq and is a predicted model, not a curated record.